UUCAUUAAUAAAAAGGAUUUGAAAGAUUUAAUUUCCAGGAUCCAUAUGUUUUCGUCCAUAAUUCAUGUCUUCCCGAAGGUCUUACUUGGCACCCCUUUUGUGUUUAUAUAUUUGUACCCCAAUGUCGACUUUCAUCAUUUCAUCCAACCAAAUAAAAUUGUGUUAUAAAUACUAAGGACUCUCUAAUGGGUGUUCUUAGCAUGAAGGGUGGAGAUGGAGAACACAGUUAUGCUAAUAAUUCUGAGGCGCAGAAAAGUAUUACUUCUGAUGCAAAACCGGAGGUGGUGAAGAGCGUAAACGAAAUGAUAGUGAAAAUGGAUUUUCCUGGGUGCAUCAAAGUGGCCGACUUGGGAUGUUCUUCCGGAGAAAACACGUUCUUGGUUAUGUCUGAAAUCGUUAACACAAUCAUAACAACAUACCAACAAAAGGGUCAAAACCCACCCGAGAUCGAUUGUUGUCUGAACGAUCUUCCAGACAACGACUUCAACACAACUUUCAAGUUGAUCCCUUCCUUCCACGAGAAACUGAAGAUGAAUAUUAAAGGAAAGUGCUUUGUCUCAGGAUCUCCAGGCUCAUUCUACACAAGGCUUUUCCCAAGCAAGUCUCUUCAUUUUGUCCAUUCAUCUUUUUGUCUCCACUGGCUUUCUAAAGUUCCUGAUGGGCUUGAGGAAAAUAAGAAGAACGUGUAUCUUAGAAGUCCAUGCCCUCCAAGUUUGUACGAGAGUUAUUUGAAUCAGUUUAAGAAUGAUUUCUCAACGUUUCUAAGAAUGCGUGCGGAAGAGACAAUGCCUAGUGGACGCAUGGCUCUCACUUUAGUGGGCAGAAAAACUUUGGACCCUUUAUCUAAAGAUUGUUUCAAAGAUUGGUCGUUGGUAUCUGAUUCCCUCCUCGAUUUGGUGUCUGAGGGAGUUGUGAAGGAAUCAGAUUUGGAAUCUUUCAAUUUGCCGUAUUACAAUCCUGAUGAAAGUGAGGUGAAGGAAGUUAUCGACAACGAGGGCUCAUUCGAGAUCAACAAUUUUGAGACAAUAUUUGGGCUUCUCUUUUCGUACAAAACUGGUCGUAGUGAAGUGAAAGAUGAUUGUGAUGAUGAUGUGGACCAUUCACGUCGAUUUGAAGUGGUUAAAAAGAGGGCUAACCUGGCAAGAUCCAUCAUUGAACCAAUGCUUGUUGCUCAUUUUGGAGACGCCAUUAUCGAUCGGCUGUUUGAGAAGUAUAUAUAUCAUGCAGGCCGACGUUAUGAUACCUUGCGCAACAAACCAACCGUUAAUUUCUUUGUUUCGUUAACUAGGAAGUGAAGGAUUGUCGGUCUACCAAUAAUUGAUGAAAAAUAAUGAUCCUUGGUGAGGAUUGGCCAACAAAGCCAAUUAAUAUGUUAUUUAUUGUGCUUUUAAUUUCCCUGUUAUGUAUUGUUGUGCUUUAAAUGUGUGUUUAAUAUAUGUCAGUAUCUAUCUCAAUAAAACAGCUACAUGCCUUAUUUUGUAAA
Arabidopsis lyrata subsp. lyrata is the source of this 1483-nucleotide messenger RNA. Its product is annotated as salicylate/benzoate carboxyl methyltransferase. Lineage: Eukaryota; Viridiplantae; Streptophyta; Magnoliopsida; Brassicales; Brassicaceae. The transcript is spliced from 3 exons. Gene Ontology annotation, molecular function: S-adenosylmethionine-dependent methyltransferase activity. The coding region runs from base 186 to 1295 and encodes 369 amino acids. Gene Ontology annotation, biological process: methylation. The record is from RefSeq and is a predicted model, not a curated record.